AUGGCAUACUUGGCGAUGGUCGUUCUGUCGCUCCUCUUCCUGAGGACCCGCAGCGUCCUAUAUAAAUCAGUCGUCCCUCUUCCCCACCUCGGUCUCCAGCUUUCCACUACCCGAGGCCUCUCCCUACCACAUCCGGGCCGCCCGCUCUCUGGCUACCGUCGCUGGCUGGUCCCUCUGUCGACAUCACACACCUUCAUACCGCUCUCCGACAUCUCGACAGUGAUCGUCAACGAAGGGCUCAGAAGGUGGAACGUGCGAUACUAUCUCGCUGUGGUCAAGCGACGUGGAGGCGGUGUCGUCGUUGCUCUAGAUGAGAUUUGGGCGCCAGUAGCUGUUCUGAGGGAGGUCUACCAUGGGGUCAGAGAGAGCUUGUUCGACGAGUACGCGGAUCCUCCAUAA
Molecule: messenger RNA, 399 nt
Organism: Dioszegia hungarica
Lineage: Eukaryota; Fungi; Basidiomycota; Tremellomycetes; Tremellales; Bulleribasidiaceae
Exons: 4
Coding region: 1-399 (132 amino acids)
Biological process (GO): GPI anchor biosynthetic process
Cellular component (GO): glycosylphosphatidylinositol-N-acetylglucosaminyltransferase (GPI-GnT) complex
Source: RefSeq, a predicted model, not a curated record